Molecule: messenger RNA, 1584 nt
Organism: Mesorhabditis spiculigera
Lineage: Eukaryota; Metazoa; Nematoda; Chromadorea; Rhabditida; Rhabditidae
Source: the annotation of a GenBank genome assembly
AUGGUUUCUACAAAUGAAGACUCGAAAAUUCGCAAAUUUAUUCAUCAUCGACAGAUCAAUAUAAUUAUUACGACGCUUCUAAUAUUCGUGUCGACCUACAUCGCCCUCGUCACCUGCCUUGGCGAGAAUAUUUUCAACCCGAUAGGGAAUGUAACGGAACCAGCCUGGCCGACCGUUAAUACCCGAGAUGUCAUCAAUUCCACGAUUUCCACCUUCUUCAUCGUCGUUUUUGGACUUAUCGCCGGCCGUCUAUGCUUUCUCGUCCAUCUGCCGCCUUUGUUAGGCUCCCUCAUCAUCGGGAUCGCCCUGAAGAACAUCCCCGGCGUGAACGAGUGGCUAAUAAUUCUGCCCUCCUGGGAUGCGGUGCUCCGGAAGCUGGCCUUUGCCUUGAUCAUGAUCCGCUGCUCCAUGGGCAUCAACUUGGCGGUGGUCAGGGCGAAUCCGCGAAUUCUUGUCUCGCUCGGCUGUAUCGCGCCACUCGUCGAGGCGCUGUGUAUUUUUGUAGCCGCUCAUUUCAUCUUUAGCUUCCCGGUGUCGCUGAGUCUGGUGUUUGGUUUUCUGCUCGCCGCCAACUCGCCAGCCGUCACCGUGCCCUCGAUGCUCCACUUUCAGAAUACGAAUCACGGCACGGCGAAGGGAAUUCCCACUCUCGUCCUGGCCUGCGCUUCUGCUGAUAAUGUGUUGUUGAUCGUUGCCUACACGGUGUCGAUUGGAUUGGUUUUUGCAUCAGGCUCCCUCUUCGCCACUAUCGCCUACACCAUCGGUGAAAUUGUUGCCAGCGCAGCGAUUGGAAUAUUUUUGGGCUGGCUACUAUGGUAUUUCCCCCGCAAAAAGGACACAUACACCCAUUUGGCACGCGGCAUCGUGUUGGUCACCCUUUCCUUGGCACUCCUGUUCUCGGCUAUACGGUUGGACAUCGAGUUCACGGGCUCAAUCUCACUGGUUGCGAUGUGCUUGACAGCGGCGAUACGGUGGAAGACGAAUAGUGAGAAACAGACGCGUCUCGAACAACGAGUGUACGCCGUUCUUUGGGACCUCAUCUUCCAGCCCGUCCUCUUCGUGCUCAUCGGCAUGAAAUUUGAGAUUUCUGAGUUAUCCUGGCACGGCAUCCUAAUCGGCUUGGCUUGCUUGGGCAUCGGCUUGGUCGGCAGAGCGAUUGCUGUCAUCCUCCUCACCGUCGGCGCCGGGUUGACCAUGUCGGAGCAGUUGAUCUUCGUCUUCUCCUUCGUCCCCAAGGCUACCGUACAGGCUGCGCUCGCCCCGGGUAUCGUCGUCGCAGCCGCAGCUUUCCCAGAAUUAUUACCACAAGCUUCAAUCGUACUGUCCGCCUGCGUGGUGGCCAUCCUGCUCACCGCCCCGCUCGGUCAGCUGGCCCUCGGCCUGUUCGGUCCCAAGUUCUUGACGCAAGACACCAAGGGAUUCUGGCCGGAUGAUGAGACCACCAACCCCGGACGAGUUCUACGGGAGCGUCGAGGAACUUGGGCCGGAGCAGCAGCCGCCGAGGAGGAGCAGUUCUUCCUCCACCUCGCGAAGCCACCGCAGCAGCCCUCGGAAGAUCUACGAGAUGAAGGCGCCGCCACCGGU